Messenger RNA from Cuscuta campestris, 1626 nucleotides. Lineage: Eukaryota; Viridiplantae; Streptophyta; Magnoliopsida; Solanales; Convolvulaceae. The record is from the annotation of a GenBank genome assembly.
GCAUUCUGGUGGCGCCGGAGCUGCGUUAGUUUGUGGUGGAGGUGAAGAGGAUUAGUGAUCGUCUGAUGUUUAUCAAGUUGGUUUUGGGUGGGUGCGCUAUCAAUGUCGUGAGUGCUUACGCCCCGCAGGUUGGCCUGGCAGACGAAGUAAAGAGGGAGUUUUGGGAUGCCUUGGAUGGGGUGGUUGUUGGUUUUCCACUGACUAAGAAAGUCGUCAUUGGAGGGGACUUCAAUGGCCAUAUUGGAGAAUCAGCUGAUGGCUUCGAGGACGUGCACGGUGGUUUUGGAUUUGGCUGCAGGAACCAGCGGGAGUUUCACUCUUGGAGUUUGCCACAACGAGUGAUAUGGUGGUUGCUAACUCUUGUUUCCCUAAACGAGACGACCAUUUGGCUACACUUUAAGGUGGAAGCUAAGAAGGUGGCAUAUUUGAGGUACAAGGGUUGCAAUGUUGAGGAGGAAAGAGCGGCGUUACGAGUGAAGUACAAGAAAGCACGUAAAGAAGCUAAGUUAGAGGUAACGAGGGAAAAGAAUGCCGCUUUUGAACGCCUCUACAAGGAUAUUGAGGAAAAAGGCAAUGUUAAUCCACUGUUUCGGCUUGCUAAGGUGCGUGAGAGGAAGGCCCAAGAUCUGGAUCACGUGAGAUGCGUGAAGGGCAGCGAUGGUAGAGUGUUAGUUGAGACUGCCAAGUGCCGGCGCAUUUGCUUGGAAAAGGUGGUUCGGGCUCUCCGCGGGAUGCGUAGUGGGAGAGCUUUGGGACCAAAUGAGAUUCCGGUGGAGUUUUGGAAGCAUGCGGGUCGUGGUGCGUGGGUUUGGUUAACCAAACUCUUCAAUGUUAUCCUCCGGAUAGCAAGGAUGCCUGAUGAGUGGAGGGAGAGUCUCUUGGUCCCUCUGUUUAAAGGGAAAGAGGCCAUUCAUCUUGUGAGAAGGUUAAUGGAAGAGUAUAGGGCUAGGAAGAAGGAUCUUCAUAUGGUGUUUAUUGACCUCGAGAAGGCGUAUGAUAGGGUGCCAAUGGAGGUCUUAUGGAGGUGCCUUGAGGGGAAAGGAGUUCCCAUCGUGUACACUCGUGCAAUCAAGGACAUGUACGAUGGGGCUAUGACCAAGGCUGAUAGGGAGUUAGAUGCAGAUAUUGGACAUCGUGUUAGAGUGGCUUGGGCCAAAUGGCGGUUAGCUUCAGGGGUGUUGUGUGAUCCGAAGAUUUCGCGUAGAAUGAAAGGUAAGUUCUAUCAAUCCGUAGUCAGACCUGCUAUGUUAUAUGGGGCAGAGUGUUGGGCAGUUAAGAAGACUCAUGUGCAUCGUCUGCAUGCGGCGCAGAUGCGGAUGUUACGAUGGAUGUGUGGGAAGACAAGGUUGGAUAUGAUUUUGAACGAAGUUAUCCGACGUCAGGUAGGCAUAGCACCGUUGGAAGAUAAGUUGCGGGAAGCGAGGCUGAGAUGGUUUGGCCAUGUGAAACGGCGGGAUGCCUGUAUGGAGAUGCGAGAUGAUUACAGUUAUCGGGGGAAGUAGGGGAAGGGGUAGACCUAGGAAGAAUUGGAAGGAGGUGGAGCCAAAGGUCUCUUGGAAACAGCCUCCCUACCUCCGAGUAGGGGCAAGGUCUGCGUACACACACCCUCACGACUGUUGUGGGAUU